GGCAUGCAUUUGACAUAGAAUUGUGCGCGUUCCCUUUAAGAGAUCCCGGAAGUUCAACAUUGUAUACUAGGUAGGUUUAUUUCUGGUGCGAAUCUGUCAAGCGCGCAAUGACACCUUUCUAUAUAACUACAGCCGCGCGCUCUUUGCUAAAGUAUUAUCGACACAGAGCUGUUUUAAAAACGGUCCCGGGACUCAGAGCGUGGGAGUUCAGAAACAUGUAUCCAUGCACUUCCAUCGCAGAGCACAAAAGCAUGGAGGAGAUCUUGAAAAAGACAGUGGUCCCAUUGCCCACCUAUGAGAUGAGAGACAAAUCUCCACCUCCACCUGAAUCCAACAGUCUGGAGUUUAUGUUCUUCUACAAGAGUUUAGAGAAAGAGCAAAGACUGGAGUUUCUCGCGAGGUUGUCUCAUGAUUUCGGGGUAGAUCACAAAUGGGCUUUGGAUCUGGCUGCGAAGUUGCAGGACACUCAGUUGCGGGAUGUGGCCACGAUCCUCCAGGUGGAGGACAGGUUACGGUACAGUUUAACACCUCGGUACCGACAGCUCCUAACCCACAUCAGCAAGGUUCAGGGAGGGGUGAAGUUUCUGGUGGACCUCAGGGCAGAUCUCAUCGAGUUCGCUUCUUCAAAAAUUAGUGACAGCCCACAUAUGAGGGAUCUGAACAGCACUCUGAAGAGUCUUCUGUCAGAAUGGUUCUCUGUUGGGUUACUCCGACUCGAAAGAAUCACUUGGCAGUCCCCUUGCGAGGUCCUUCAGAAGAUCAGCCAGUACGAGGCGGUGCACCCUGUGCGGAACUGGACGGAUAUCAAACGCAGAGUGGGUCCGUACCGUCGAUGUUACGCCUUCACCCACGCUUCGAUGCCUGGAGAACCACUGGUGGUGCUUCAUGUUGCCUUAACUGAGGACAUAGCAAAUAACAUCCAGGGAAUCGUGAGAGAGUUUGCCACUUUAGAUGCAGAAGAGGAUGUGAACAAGAUCAAUGCUGCCAUCUUCUACUCCAUCUCCUCCACUCAGGCUGGGCUGCAGGGGGUGGAGCUUGGAAAUUACCUCAUCAAGAGUGUAGUCCGAGAACUGCAGAGUGAGUUCCCCCACCUGACCCAGUUCUCCAGUCUGUCUCCCAUCCCUGGCUUCUCCUCAUGGCUGCAAGGGGUGCUCGGACAGCACAAGAAGGAGGGACGCGCCACGGAGCUCCUCUCUGAGCAGGAGUGGAGGGAGGUGGAGGAUGUGACGGGAGCUGCUCCCGGUGCUCCGGCUCUGGAAGCCCUGCGCAGGCUCAUCGGCACCAGCGAGUGGAUCCGCUCGGAUCGCCUGCUCCGCUCUCUGGAACCUGCGCUAAUGCGGCUCUGUGCCUGGUACCUGUAUGGAGAGAAACGGCGGGGCUACGCCCUAAACCCUGUGGCCAACUUCCACCUUCAGAACGGUGCCACCAUGUGGAGGCUGAACUGGCAAGCGGACAUCAGCCCGCGGGGCAUCGCCAACUCCUGUGGCAUAAUGGUUAAUUAUCGCUACUUUUUGCAAGAGACCAGCACUAACAGCGCUGCCUACAUGCAGAAUAAAGUCAUUAAGGUCUCGGAGCAGGUGCUGGGGCUGGUGUCGCAAUUCCAGAAGAGCAGCAAACUCUAAAUCAAAUCUCUGGCUCUGCAUUUGAACAAGAUGAUAUGCACUUAAAUUCAGGGUUAUAAUUUUUAAUAUCUGAUCUGCACUGGAUGGAUAAACGUAAUGAGGGUUAAACAAGCCUUUUACAAAUCCAUUGGGCUCUGCGACUGAAACCAGAUUAUAUCACAUUUCAUUUUUAGUUGAGAUGGACAGUUGUACUCUGCCUUUCUGAAAGACAAUUUAAUCUCAUUUUAAAAGGGACAUUUACUCACCCUGAAUACCUGUAUGAAUUUUUUCCUUCCUUCCAUCAUAUAUAUGGUGUCCAAAAAAUAAUGAUAAAGCAUUAGUAGUCUAUGUGAUUUGUGCACUAUAUUAAAUGUGGAUUUUUUUUUUUCAUUUCAAGAGAAGAAAAGGAUAAUUGUCCAAACGAUUCUAUUUGCCUGGGCCCUUUUCAGCAGUGCGUUUCAGUUUGAUUAGCUGGUUGCUGAUUUUGAUGUGGACUUAUGCUCCAUUUUGAAAGACUGUGGGUAAUGAAGCAGGAAAAAUCUAUCAGCCCCUGUCAUGUCUUUGCCUUCUCAGCGUGUGUAUAUAAGAGAGCGUGCCAGCGCGACUGAGUGGAAGCUGCUGUAAUAAAUGAUGUUUUGAUUCCUUCAUUAGUGUGAUCUGAUUCACUGUGAAAUGGCUGUCUGUAUUCAAAUGUGACUAAAUGUGCACAAAAUUGUGUGCAAGCUAAAAUGAUUUAUUUAUAUAUAAAAAUUCUACCUGA
Pimephales promelas (fathead minnow) is the source of this 2361-nucleotide messenger RNA. NCBI's taxonomy places the organism in Eukaryota, Metazoa, Chordata, Actinopteri, Cypriniformes, Leuciscidae. The record is from RefSeq and is a predicted model, not a curated record.